Messenger RNA from Loxodonta africana (African savanna elephant), 23036 nucleotides. It is a transcript of the gene PRKDC, whose product is annotated as protein kinase, DNA-activated, catalytic subunit. Gene Ontology annotation, molecular function: DNA-dependent protein kinase activity; protein binding. The record is from RefSeq and is a predicted model, not a curated record. Bases 9964 to 21555 code for a protein of 3863 amino acids. The transcript is spliced from 77 exons. Gene Ontology annotation, cellular component: nucleus. Gene Ontology annotation, biological process: telomere maintenance; double-strand break repair via nonhomologous end joining; protein phosphorylation. Lineage: Eukaryota; Metazoa; Chordata; Mammalia; Proboscidea; Elephantidae.
GUUUUAAAGGUACACAACUUAUUGGAGCAAUUACAUCAAUUGACUGUGCAGCCCUAUCCUUAAUCAUGGUGAAUUUUCCUCCUCUGACUCCUCUUUCCCUCCUCCCCCUGCCCCUGGUUACCACUAAUAAACUUUGGUCUCUAUACAUUUGCCAUUUUUUGUCUUUUCUUUUUUUAAGUGAGGUCAUACAGUAUUUGUCUUUUUGUGUUUGGCUUUUUUUGCUCAGCAUAAUGUCUUCCAGCUCCAUCCAUCCUGUAGCACCUAUCAAGACUUCAUUUCUCCUGCUGGCUAAGUAGUAUUCUCUUGUAUGUAUGUACCAUGUUUUGUUUAUCUAUUUAUCUGUUGAUGGGUAUUUAGGUUGUUUCCACCUUUUGCUUAUUGUGAAUAGUGCUGCAGUGAAUAUUGGUCUUCAAGUCUCUGUUUGAAUCUUUGCUUUCAAAUCUUUUGGGUGUAUACCUAGGAGUGGAAUUGCUGGGUUAUGUGGUAGCUCUCUGUUAAGUUUUUUUUGGAAUUGCCACACUGUUUUCUACAAUAGCUGCCCAUGUUGCCCCUGCUUGUCCUUCUUAGAAUUUCAUGGUUUUAGUUUGGACAUUUAGGCCCUUAAUCCAUUUUGAAUUUUUUUUGUGUGUAUGGUAUGAGGUAUGGAUCCCAUUUCAUUUUUCUGCAUGUGGAAAUCUAAUUUUCUUAGCACCAUUUAUUGAAGAGACUCUUCUUUCUCCAUCGAAUGGACUUUUCAAAAAUCAGUUCACCAUAAAUGUGUGGGUUUAUUUCUGGACUCUCAAUUCUGUUCCAUUGGUCUAUGUGUCUAUUGUUAUACUGGUACCACACUUCUGAUUACUGUAGCUGUAUGCACUCAAUUCUCAGUUAUCGACAUGGUUAGGUCCAAAGACCGGCCUGUUAGGCAAAAAUUGGUGUAAUAAGAAAAUGGAGUUAAAAGGCAGAGUCCACCACCGUGCUGCACCCUGUGCUCAAGAAUGUCAUUAAGUCCUGGUAUAAGGAGGCAUUCCGCUUGGGAGAGGCCCAUCCACAACUGGACUAAUAUGGCCGAGCUAUAGGCCUCUAGCCAGCUCUCCCAGGGCCCCGCCACGACACCCUGCAGCGUCCUGCACACCUUCAGCCAGCUGUCUAAACUGCAGAACGUGGCUGUGUUCCAGCAGGCAUUCUGACAGGGCUGUGGGUGCCGGCAAGGGCAGCACCAAGCCCUGCUGUAAGGAGGUGGCCCUGAGUACAGUUGGGACCCUCGCCUUCGUCAGACUGGGUGUUCUGGUAUACAAGGGGUCCUCGGUUGUCGACUGCCAGCAAGAGUAUCUCCUGAGCAUGAUCCGGCUACCUUCCUUCCCCCAGUAGACCACAUGGAAAUAGUGGAGACCUGCCUCCCUUUUCCCUCUUCCUGUUCAGCCGCCUCUGCUGAAAAGGGCUGUGUUGACCUAUCCUCUGCCUAGGAGAAGCUCCUGUGAGUGCAGCCACCAGUCAAGCGACCUGAGUUACCUCAGAGCCCGUGCAACACCUCGACAUUUGUUAUUGCCAGACAUACAUCGUUAAUGUGCGAAAUAGUCAGAUAGUAGAUUUUUUUUACUGUCGUCGUACUGUGAAAUGUCAGAUAAUGAGGUAGUUGGUAAGUGAAGAGUAGGUGUAGUGUGUUUUAAAAUCAGAUAGUAUGAGUCCUUCUACUUUGUUCUUUUCUUUCAACAAUGUUUACAUUCCUUGAGGCCUCUUGCCAUUUCGUAAAAAGUUGAGGAUUGGUUUUUCUAUUUAUGUAAAGAAGAUGGUUGGAAUUUUAAUUGGGAUUGCGUUGAAUUUAUAGAUCAUUAUCAGUAGUAUUGACAUCUUAACAAUAUUAAGUUUUCCAAUACAUGAAGAUGGAACAUCUUUCCACUUAUUUAAGUCUUCUUUAAUCUCUUUCAGAAAUGUUUUAUAGUUUUCAUAGUGUAAGUCCUUUACAUUCCUGGUUAGAUUUAUUCUUAGGUGUUUUAUUCUCUUAGAUGUUAUUGUAAAUGGAAUUGUUUCCCUAAUUUCCCUUUCAGAUUUCUCAUUGCUGGUGUAUAGAAACCCAAUUAAUUUUUGUUUGUGGAUCUUGUACCCUGUAAUUUUACUAAAUUCCUCUUUUAGUUCUAGAAGUUUUCUUGUAGACUUGUUGGGAUUUUCUAUAUAUAGGAUCAUAUCAUCUGCAAAUAGAGAUAAUUUUACUUCUUUGCAGUCUUUUUUCUCUGUCUAGGACUUCCAAUACAAUAUUGAAUAUAAGCGUUGAGAGUGACCACCCUUGUCUUUUUCCUGGUUUCAGCAGGAAAGCUUUCAGUCUUUCUCCAGUAAGUAUAAUUUUGACUCUUGGCCUUUCAUAUGUGCCCUGAAUCAUAUCGAGCAAUUUUCCUUUUAUUCCAGUCAGCAUUAGGGUUUUCAUCAAGCAACAGUGUUAGAUUUUAUCAAAUGCUUUUUCUGCAUCCCUAGAGAUGAUCAUGUCGUUCUUUUUCUUAGUUCUCUUGAUGUGGUUGGUUGGUAUUGAUGUGGUAUUAUGUUGAUUGUUGAACUAUCCCUCCAUUCCUGGAGUAAAUCCCACUUGGUCAUGGUAUAUGACUCUUUUAAUAUAUGUUGGAUUCUGUUCACUGGUAUUUUGUUGAGUAUUUUUGCAUCUAUAUUUAUAAAAGGUACUGGCCUAUAGUUUUCUUAUCUUGUGGUGUCUUUGAUUUGGGUGUCAGGGUUAUGAUUGUUUUAUAGAAUGAUUUAGGGUGUAUUCCUUCUUUCUUUCUCUCUUACUUGGAAGAGUUAAAACGGUAUUGGUGUCUUAAAUGUUUGGUAGAAUUCCCUAGCGAAACCAUCUGGUCCAGAACUUGUUUUUCUUGGGAGGUUUUUGAUCACUGAUUAUAUCUCUUCACUUUUUGUGGGUCUUUGAGACUUUGUAUUUCCUCUUGAGUCAGUUUGGUAGGUUGUGUGAUUCUAAGACUUUUUCCAUUUCAUCUAGGUUAUCCAGUUUGUUGCCAUGCAGUUGUUCAUAAUAUUAUGUCAUAACUCUCUCUGUUUUGUCAGGUCUGUUGUAAUGUCCCUUCUUUCAUUUUUAUUUUGGUUAUUUUCAUCUUUGUCAGCCUAGCUAAAGGUUUCUUGAUUUUGUUGAUGUUUUCAAAGAACUGACUUCUGGUUUUAUUGAUUCUCUCUAUUUUUCUGUUUUUGAUUUUAUUUCUGCUCUAAUCUUUGAUAUUACCUUUCUUCCGGUAGGUUAAUGCUUAGUUUGCUCUACUCUUUCGAGUUCCUGGAGUUGUUGAGUUGGGCUGUUAAUUUGAGAUCUUUCUUCUUUUUUAUGUAGGCAUUUAUUGCUAUAGAAUUCCCUCUGAGUACUGCCUUUGAUGCAUUCCAUAGGUUUUGGUAUGUUGUGCUUUGGUUUUCAUUUGACCCUUAAGAAGUUUGUGAUUGCCCUUUUUAUUUUUUCCUUGAUUCAGCGGUAGUUUCUUAUCUUUGUGUAUUUUCCAGGUUUUUUUCUGUUAUUGAUUUCUAGCUUCGUUCCGUUGUGGUCAGAAAAAAUACUUUGUAUGAUUUCAAUCUUUUUAAAUUUAUCAGGACUUUCUUUGUGACCUAACAUGUGGUCUGUCCUAGAGAAUGAUCCAUGUGAACUGAAGUAGAAUGUAUACCAUGCUGUUUUUUUUGGUGGAGUGUUCUAUAUAUGUUUAAGCCUAGGUGGUUUAUAGUGUUAUCAAGGUCCUCUUGUUUCCUUGUUGACCUUCUUUCCAUAAGUUCUCUCCGGUAUUGAAACUGGUGUAUUGAAGUCUCCAUCUAAUAUGGUAGUACUGUUUCUCCUUCAGUUCUAUCAGUGUUUGCUUUGUGUAUUUAAACGUCCCAAUGUUGGGUGCAUAUAUAUUUAUGAUUGUUAAAUCUUCUUGAUUAAUUGACCCUUUUGUCAUUAUAUAAUGUUCAUCUUUAUCUGUUCUAACAGAUUUUGUCUUAAAGUCUACAUUGACAUUAAAAUUGCCACCCCAGCUAUCUUUUGGUUAUUUGCAUAGAAUAUUUUUUUUCCCAUUCUUUAACUUUCAACCUGUUUGUGUCCUUGGGUUUAAGAUGUGUCUCUUGUAAAUGGUUGGAUCAUGUUUUUUAAUCCAUCUGCCACCCUCUGCCUUUUGAUAGGAGCAUUUAGUCCAUUUAGAUUCACUGUAAUUAUUGAUAAGCGACUUACUUUUGCCAUUUUGUUGUUUUCAUGUGUCUAAAGCCUUCUUUGUAUUUGCCCUUUAGUACUGCUUGCUUUUGUGUUUUGUUGGUUUAUUGUAGUGAUCCUUUAUUGGUUUCCUUCUCCUUUCCUUUUGUGUAUGUUUUUUAAUAUAUUUUAUUAGUGGUUACCAUGAAUAUCCCAUUUAACAGCUUGUAUUUAUAACAUUCUAGGGUAAGUUUGUACCAACUUAAGUUCAGUAGUAUGCAAAAAAUUCAGUAUCUAUAUCAUUCUUCUCCCCCUUUUGUUGUCAUAAUCGCUGAUUACAUCAUUGUAUUUCAUAUGUCCUGUAACAUAAUUUUAUCCUUGCGUUUUAUGUAUUUGUCAUUAAAUAACAUGAAGGACAAAACAUCUAGAAUUAUCGUGCAUAAAUACGUUAUCACUAGCUGUUAUUCUUGUGUGUGCAUUUUCCUAAUAAGGAAUCUUAUUUUUUAUGUAUGGCUUUGAAUUACUUUCUGGUGUCUUUUCCCUUCCAUAUACAGAUUUCCCAUUAGUGUUUUUGUAGGGCAAUCUGGUGGAUAUGAACUCUGUCAGCUUCAGUUUGUCUUGGAAUAUUUUAAUUUUACCAUCUUUCUUGAAGGAUAGUUUCACUUGGGAUAGUUUUCUUGGUUGACAGUUUUUUUCUUUCAGCACUUUAAAUAUACCCUUCCCUUGCCAUCUGGCCUCCGUAUUUCUGAGGAAAAAUCGCUACUUAACCUUAUUGGUGAUCCUUUGUAUGUGACUGUUUGCUUCUCUCUCCUGCUUUCAGGAUUCUCUCUUUAUGUCUAAUUUUUGAGAGCCUAACUAUUGUUUGUCUUGGUGUUCACCUUUUUGGGUUUAUGCUGCUUGAAGGCCUUUGAGCUUCUUGGAUUUGUAGGUUGAUGUUUUUCAUUAGAUUGGGGAAAUUUUCUCUCAUUAUUUCUUCAGAUUUUUUUUGUUGUUGUUCUUUUUUCUGUCUCACCUCCUUCUGGAAUUCCCAUGAUGCGUAUCUUGUUGUUGUCACAUAAUUCCAUUAAAUUAUGCUCAGCCUUCUUGAGCCUCUGUUUUUGUUGGUCUUCAUUGUUUGUAAUUUGAUCUGUCUAAUCCUCUAAUUGUAUAGUGUCACUAUGAGUUGGAAUCAACUUGAAGGCAACAGGUUUCAUUUUGUAAUUUGCUGAUUCUUUUUCCUGAUUAAAUCUGUCGAUAAGUCCUUCUGUUGUGUUUCUCAUUUCAUUUAUUGUCCCUUUCAGUUGCUACAUCUCUUUUUUUAUAUUCUCAUUUUUGUUCUUGCAUUGUUUUCCUUAUUUGUUUGAGAUCUUUGCCUGUGUUUUGCCUUUACUCUUUAAUUAUAUUUAGUGUUUUUGUAUUAUAUUUUUCCAUUAUUUUGUCUGCCCUGGGUGCACUUUGACUCCCUUUGUUGUGUUCAUUUGUGUGGGCUAUUGUUUCUCUGUUCUUUGUGUGUUUUGUGAUUUUUUUUGUUGGGGCCUUUGGAUCUUUGAGGGUGUCAACCUCCUCAGUUUCCCCCAGUAUUUGGUGGUUUUGCCUCCACUACUUUCUACAGGAAAGUCUUCAGUGGGUAGAUCCUUUGGCAUCUGUGUGAAAACUUAACAUUUCCUCAUCCUCUAUGUGAUAGCUCCUUUCCCCUCUCUAGUUUAAUUAAAAAAAAAAAAAAGGAUUCAAAAAUUCCAGAUCUCGUUUUUCAACUUUCAGUCUUUUCCAAACACAACAGAGAACCUGCUGUGGUCUGUCUGUGCCCCAGUGGGCUCUACCGUUCAGGUGAGAUAUCAUGCACUGACCAAUCUGCCCAAGAGGGGGCGUAGUCUCCUCUCUCUGUUCAUUACUCCUUUCCCUUCUCUGUUUCUGCAGUAACAUUUUUGUCAGAAAACACACCUAGUGAGCCUCCUUUGGGGCUGGGUAUUGUCCUCCAGUUUUGUCUGAGGUUUACUUUCUUUCUUGGUGGAGACUGCUUAUAUCUGAACUGGCAUUCAGGGGAAGCACAGGCAGACUUCUGUUUCAGGAAGAGGAGGGGCUCACAUUCCCCAGAAGGACCUCUGAGAGCUCUCUCUUGGUUUCAAAGCCCCAGCGGCCCUGUGGUGGUAGGGGAAGUAGUCUCCACUUAGGUGACUCACCUCCUGAUUCCACUCUAGGGAACCUUCUGUAGGAGUUCGUAUCAGUCCUGCAGCUGAAAAUUACCAUUUGGGGAGAGAUAGUCAUACUUCAAACAGACCCAGGGAGGCCUGCCUUGUUGCUGUAAGAGCCCACCCUGUAGCAUGUUGGCUGUGGGCGUAGCCUCCACUAAAGAUGCUUACUUCUUGGCACAUAGCAGCCUCAUUCAGCUGUCCUCAGCACUGACUGAAAGGGAGAGGAGACAGAUCAGAACUGACUUCUUGGGAGGUCUGUUCUGUUGGUUUCAGAGGCCUGAGGUAUGGGGUGCACAGAAAGGCAAGUAAGAGUAUUGACUAUGAGAGCUGACUCCACUGCAUGGGCCUUCUGUAGCAAUUCACGAUAGACUUACAACCGACAGUGUCUGGGUGGGGGAGAUGCUGGCACACUCCAAACAGAUACCUGGGGACGUUAGUCUUGUUGAUUUUACAGCAGAAGUUUGGGGUCUGUUGUGGAUUAAAUUGUCCCCCCAAAGUGUGUGUCAACCUGGCUAGGCCAUGAUUCCCAGUAUUGUGUGAUUGUCCUCCAUUUUGUGAUCUGAUGUAAUUGUUGUAUGUGUUGUAAAUCCUAACCUCUAUCAUGUUAAUGAGGCAGGAUUAGAGGCAGUUAUAUUAAUGAGGUAGGAUAUAGGCUGUAUCUUGAGUUAAUCUCUUUUGAGAUUAUAUCUUGAGAUAUAAAAGAGAGAAGCAAGCAGAGUGGAGAGGAACCUCUUACCACCAGGAAAGAAGAGCUUGGAGCAGAAUGCGUCAUUUGGGCCUGGGGACCCUGCACUGAGGAACUCCUAGACCAGGAGAAGACUGCUGAAAACGACCUUCUCCCAGAGCUGGCAGAGAGCUUUCUCCUGGAGCUGGAUAUUUAUAUUUGUGCACGCUCUUUUGUUUUUUUGGAACUUUCUUUCUUUUUCUUUUCCAUAUGUAGAUUCGAGUGUUUAACGUUCCUUUCCUUCCAUUUGGAGAACUCCCUUAAGUAAUAUGUGCAGAGUUGAUCUGGUAUUGGCAAAUUCCCAGAGCUUCUGUGUAUUUGGGAAUGUCUUGAUUUCCUCCUCAUUUUUGAAUGACAACUUUGCUGGGUAAAGAAUUCUUGGUUGGCAGUUGUUUUCCUUCAGUAUUUUAUGUACGUUGCUUCAUUGUCUUCCAGCCUCUCUGGUUUCUGAGGAGAAGUAUGCACUAAUUCUUAUGAUGGACCGUUGAUAUGUUGUGCUUUUCUCUUGCUGCUUUCGGAAUUCUCUUUUUGUCAUCAGUUUUCAAGAAUGUUAUUGCUAUGUGUUGUAGAGUGGACCUCUUUGUAUUUCUUCUGUUUGGAGUUCAUGUAGCUUCCCGUAUUUGUAUGUGUGGCUCCUUAGUCAGGUCUGGGAAAUUCUGUCUGAUUAUCACUUGGAUAAUUCUUCCUAUGCCUUUAUUAUUAUCAUGAUGCUCUUGAAUUCCAAAAAUUCUAAUGUUAGAUUUCCUAAUUCAAUCCGAUGUUUUCACUUUGUUCACUUUUCUUUGGUCUUUUCUCUUGUUUCUCUUGAGAUGUAAUAAGUUCUGCCUCUUGGCUCUAAUCUUUACAGAAGCCAAUCUUUAGGCCUUUUUUUGGCACUGCUGCUGGGUGGGUUCUAACCGCUAACCUUUAGGUUAGUAGUCAAAUGCAAACCAUUUACACCACUCAGAGACCUCAGCUGACUCAAUGACAAGUGAUUUUUUAGAGUUUCCGCAAGGAUAUAUAUUCUGUCCACUACUGUGCAGUCUGUGAGCAAGUUGUAGUUUAGACAACUGAGAAGUUGGAGGGACAGUCCACAGAGACCACCCGCACUUCUGACGCCAACUGCAAGUUCAGGAGUUCCCAGGAUUACCCUCAGGUUCAAUACGUUGCUUGAAGGACUCACAGAAUUGACUCACAACUGUUAUAUGCACAAUUAUGGCUUAUUACAGUGGUGAGAUAUAGAUUAACAUCAGCCAAGAGAAGAGACACAGGGACACAGUCUAGGAGGGUUCCAGACAUGGAGCUUGCACUGUCCUCUCCCUGUGGAGCCACGAGGUGUCACCCUCCUGGCAUUGAUGUGUGACAGCACACGUGGAGUGCUGUCAACCAGGGUAUCUCACCUGAACAUUGGAGCCACGAGGUGUCACCCUCCUGGCAUUGAUGUGUGACAGCACACGUGGAGUGCUGUCAACCAGGGUAUCUCACCUGAACAUUGGGCUGUAUCUUGGAGGCAUGAUUGACUGAUGAUUGAUUGGUCUCCUACACGAGAUUGGUCUCAGUGUUCAGGCUGACUGAUCUGCAUGACCCAGAGCCCACACUGUAAGUCACAUUGUUGCCAUCUGGCUUGGCCCAAGGUUCCCACUCUAAAUCGCAUUGUGAAACUGUACAGUGUGUCCCCAAGCCCCCAGGAAAACAGACAUUCCCAUCAGGCAGGACAUUCCAGGGGCCUGGAAAUCACCUCCCAGGAGCUGGGGGCAAAGACCAGAACUUUUUUUGGGGAUAAGAUUAAAUUUUUUAUUGUAAACAAAACCCAAAACCAAACCCAUUGCUGUUGAGUUGAUUCUGAUUCACAGCGACCCUAAAGGACAGAGUAGUUUCCAAGGAGCGCCUGGUGGAUUCGAACUGCUGACCUUUUAGUUAUUAGCCGUAACUCUUAACCACUACACCACCAGAGUUUCCAUUCUUUACUGUACAACCUGGAUAUUCCACAUUUAAUCCUUGCAGAAAGAAGGUGUCUGUGCCUUCGAUUGCUUUGUUCUUUUGUAUACCUUGUUUCACCAAGCUGUCCUUUGUAUUAUGCUGUUGACUUCCAUGGUACCAUUAGAUAAUCAUGUGGAACUUGUUGAUGUAUUUAUCAUAUGGGUUUUGUUGAUUAUCUUGUUUUCUUUAUAAAGACCCAUUGCAAAAAUUUCUGACCAAUCUUAGUCCUAGGAAACUUUGCCUUUUUGAAUAUCUGGCUCUUUUUUUCAUACGGAUAUUGGGGCACUUACAAUCUUUUCUCUGCUCUGGUUGCUGAGAAGCUCAGCUCUAGCAACUAUACGUAUAUUAUUUUAAAAUUCAACAUUAAAAAAACUAGUUGCUGUCGAGAUGAUUUCAAUUCAUGACAACCCCAUGUGUAUCAAAGUAGAAGUGUGUUUCAUAGUGUUUUCAAGGCUGUGAUCUUUCAGAAGCAAAUGACCAGCCUUUGUUCCAAGGUGCCUCUGUGUGGGUUCAAAUCACCAACCUUUCAGUUAGUAGUGAGGAGCUUAACGAUUUGCGCCACCCAGGGACUCCUAAAUUCAGCUGUAUUGGGGAAUAAUUUAUAUACACUAAAAUGCAUGCAUUUGAAGUUUGCAGUUUGAGUUUGACAAAUGUAUACACCAAUGUAACCACUACCACGUUCAACAUACAGAACAUUUCCAUCACCUCAAAAAUUCCCUUAGGGAUCUUUCCGUUUAAUCUACCCCCAGUCCCAGGCAACCACUGCUUUCUGUCACUGUAAAUUAGUUUUGCCUUUUCUAGAAUUUUGUAAAACCUACAGUAUAUGCUCUUUUAUGACCAACUUCUUUCUGCUUGUUUUUUAGGUUUUUGUGUGUUGUAGCAUGUAUAAGUAGUCCAUUCAUUUUUAUUGCUGCAUAAUUGCAUUAUAUGGAGGUACUAUCAUUUAUCUGUUUACCUGUUGAUUGACAUUUGGGUUGUUUCCAGUUUUGGGGUAAAUGAAACAGCUAAGAACAUUUUUGCACAGGUAUUUUCAUGAGCAAGUGUUUUCGUUUCUGUUGAGCAAAUACCUAAAAGGAGAAUUGCUGGGUCACAUGGUUUCUUUUAUGGUGGCAAGAGAUGCAGAAAGGCAUAAGAAUACGCUGGAGUACUUUAUGAAACAAUUCUACGAAAUCAUCAGAAAUGUGGAUUCCAGCAACAAGGAGUUAUCCAUCGCUAUUCGUGGAUAUGGACUUUUUGCAGGACCUUGUAAGGCUAUCAGUCCGGAAAACGUGGACUGGAUGUACGUUGAGCUCCUCCAGCGCUGCAGACAGAUGUUCCUGACUCAGACAGACACCCCCGAUGACCACGUGUACCAGAUGCCGAGUUUCCUCCAGUCCAUCGGCAGCGUCCUGCUUUACCUGGACACUGUUCCUGAGGUGUACACUCCUGUUCUGGAGCACCUCAUGGUGGUGCAUAUAGACAGUUUCCCACAGUAUAGUCCAAAAAUGCAGGUGGUGUGUUGCAGAGCCAUAGUUAAAGUUUUCCUGGCCUUAGCCGACAAAGGACCAGUCCUCUGGAAUUGCAUUGGUACUGUGGUGCAUCAGGGUUUAAUCAGAAUAUGUUCUAAACCAGUGGUCCUUCAGAAGGAUGCUGUGGCGGUGGCUAAAGACCUUCCUGCCUCUGGGGAAGUGCGAAUUGGCAAGUGGAAAGUGCCCGAGACCAAGGACUAUUUGGAUCUUUUUAGAAACCUCAUGAGCUGUGACCAGAUGAUGGAUUCUCUUUUAGCAGAAGAAGCACUUCUCUUUGUGAAUUCCUCCCUUCACAAUCUGAAUCGUUUGCUGUAUGAUGAAUUUAUAAAAUCUGUUUUGAAGAUUGUUGAGAAGUUGGAUCUUACACUAGAAAAACAGAAUGCUGGGGAACAAGAGUGUUUGUUUUGGUACAACCAAUUUUUUAAGGAUGAGGAUGAAGCUACUGGUGCUUGGGCGAUCCCAACCUCAGAUCCAGCCGCUAACUUGCGUCCUGCUAAACCUCAAGAUUUUUCGGCUUUCAUUAACAUGGUGGAAUUUUGCAGAGAGAUUCUUCCUGAGGAACAUGUGGAAUUUUUUGAGCCCUGGGUAUACUCAUUUGCAUAUGAGUUAAUUUUGCAGUCUGUACAGUUGCCACUCAUCAGUGGUUUCUACAAAUUGCUUACUGUUGUAGUGAGAAAUGCCAAGAAAACGAAGUAUUUUGUGGGCAUUAGUCCAGAGAGUAUGAAGCACUCUUCUGGGGAUGCAGAAAAGUAUUCUUGUUUUGCUUUAUUUGCAAAAUUUGGUAAAGAGGUGUCAGUUAAAAUGAAGCAAUACAAGGAUGAACUUCUGGCCUCCUGCUUGGCAUUCGUCCUGUCCCUGCCAUACAACAUCAUCGAGCUUGACAUGAGAGCCUAUGUUCCUGCAUUGCAGAUGGCUUUCAAACUGGGCUUGAGCUAUACCCCACUGGCGGAAGUAGGCCUGAAUGCCCUAGAAGAAUGGUCAGUUAAUAUCCACAAAUACGUAAUUCAGCCAUAUUACAAAGAUAUUCUACCCUGCCUUGACGGUUACCUGAAAACUUCAGCCCUAUCAGAUGAGACCAAGAAUAACUGGGAAGUAUCUGCACUCUCUCGGGCUGCCCAGAAAGGGUUUCAUAAAGUUGUGUUAAAGCAUCUGAAGAGGACAAAGAACGUGGCAUCUGAGGCAUCUAAUGAAGCACUAUCCUUAGAAGCAAUAAGAAUUAAAGUCGUACAAAUGCUUGGACAUCUAGGAGGACAAAUAAACAGAAAUCUUAUGACAGCUGCAACCUCAGAUGAAGUGAUGAAGAGAUGUGUAGCGUGGGACAGAGAGAAGAGGCUCAGUUUUGCAAUGCCGUUUGUAGAAAUGAAGCCUGUCCUUUACCUGGAUGUCUUCUUGCCUCGGGUCACAGAAUUAGCUUUGUUAGCUAGUGACAGACAGACUAAAAUUGCUGCCUGUGAACUUUUACAUAGCUUGGUUAUGCUUAUGUUGGGAAAGGCCACUCAGAUACCUGAAGGUGACAGUGGCUCUCCACCCAUGUACCAGCUCUAUAAGCGGACGUUCCCUGUAUUGCUCCAACUGGCCUGUGAUGUAGAUCAGGUGACAAGGCAGUUAUAUGAACCGUUAGUUAUGCAGCUAAUCCACUGGUUCACCAACAACAAGAAAUUUGAAAGCCAGGAUACUGUUGCUUUACUAGAAACUAUAUUGGAUGGAAUUGUGGAUCCUGUUGACAGUACUUUAAGAGAUUUUUGUGGUCGCUGUGUUCGAGAAUUCCUAAAAUGGUCCAUUAAGCAGACAACACCACAGCAGCAGGAAAAAAGUCCAGUAAACACCAAAUCGCUUUUUAAGCGAUUGUACAGCUUCGCACUACACCCCAAUGCUUCCAAGAGGCUGGGGGCCGCACUCGCCUUUAAUAAUGUCUACAGGGAAUUCAGGGAAGAAGAGUCCUUGGUAGAACAGUUUGUGUUUGAAGCCUUGGUUGUCUAUAUGGAAAGUCUGGCCUUAGCACACACAGAUGAAAAGUCCUUGGGCACAAUCCAUCAGUGUUGCGAUGCCAUUGAUCAUCUAAGGCGCAUCAUUGAAAAGAAGCACGUUUCUUUAAACAAAGCAAAAAGACGACGUUUGCCACGAGGGUUCCCUCCUGCGUCAUCACUGUGCCUGCUGGACGUGGUCAGGUGGCUUCUGGCCCACUGUGGAAGGCCCCAGACGGAGUGUCGGCACAAGUCCAUAGAGCUCUUUUACAAAUUUGUUCCUUUGUUGCCAGGCAGCAAAUCACCUUCUGUGUGGCUAAAUGAUAUUAUCAAGGAAGAAGGUAUUUAUUUUCUUAUACAGCAGUUUGAAGGGGGAGGAAGCAGUUGUGACCAGCCUGCUGGCAUCCUUGCUCAGCCCACCCUCAGCCAUCUGCCAGGGCCGUUUAGUCUUCGUGCGACCCUGCGGUGGAUGGACAUGCUUCUGGCAGCACUGGAGUGCUACAACACGUUUAUCGGAGAGAAGACCGUUGGGGCACUUGAGGUCCUGGGCACUGAAACACAGUCUUCACUUUUGAAAGCAGUGGCUUUCUUCUUAGAGAACCUUGCUAUGCACGAUAUCACAGCAGCAGAACAGUGCUUUGGCUCUGGUGCGAUGCAUGACAUUGCCAGCCCACAGGAGGGAGAAGGAUACAAUUACAGCAAGUGCACGGUUGUGGUCCGCAUUAUGGAAUUUACCACAACGCUGCUCAGCACCACUCCGGAGAGCUGGAAGCUCCUUGAAAAGGACUUACUCAACACCAGCCUUGUGAAGCUCGUGGUGCAAACACUGUGUGAGCCUGUGAGCAUGGGCUUCAACCUAGGAGAUGUUCAGGUCAAGGAUCGUCUUCCCAGUGUGUGUGUGAGCCUGAUGGCAGCACUGAAGAAGCUGCCGUGUAAAGACAUCCUAGAGACGCACCUCCAGGAAAAAAUCCCAGUGCAGAGCAUUGAGGACCUUUGUGCUAUUGACCUGUAUAAUCCUGAUGCUCACGUGGACAGGACCAAGCUGGCUUCUUUGGUAUCAGCAUGUAAACACCUUCAUAAAGCUGGGUUCUUGCAUGCUAUUUUACCAUCACAGCCUGCAGAUCUGCAUCAUUCUAUUGGCACAAAACUUCUUACCCUGGUUUAUAAAGGCAUUGGACCUGUUGAGGAAGGACAGUGUCUUCCUGUGCUAGACACCAGCUGUAAGCGGCUGGCCAGUGGGCUCCUGGAGCUGGCCUUUGCUUUUGGAGGACAGUGCGAGCAGCUGGUGGACCUCCUCCUGAGCACAGCAGCGCUGUCCAUGCCAUCCUCUGGCCGCGCGCAGAGGAGUGUUGUCAGCUUCUCCCACGGAGAGUAUUUCUAUGGCUUGUUCUCUGAAACCAUCAACACUGAAUUGCUGAAAAAUGUAGAUACUGCUGUGGUGGGGCUCAUGAAAUCAUCUGAGGAAAAUCCGAAAAUGGUGAGUGCUGUUUUGAAUGGCAUGUUGGAUCAGAGCUUCAGGGAUCGAGCCAUUCAGAAACACCAAGGACUGAAGCUUGUGACUGCAGUUCUGCAAAACUGGAGGCGGUGUGAGUCGUGGUGGGCUGAAGAUUCUGCUUCUGAAAGUAAAAUGGCAGUGCUGGCCUUGUUGGCGAAAAUUUUACAGAUUGAUUCGUCUGUAUCUUUUAAUACAAAUCACAGUUCAUUUCCUGAAGUCUUUAGAACAUAUGCUAGUCUACUUGCUGAUUCAAAGUUGGGUCUACAUUUAAAGGGUCAAGCUGUAAUUAUUCUUCCAUUCUUCACCAAUCUUACUGGAGGAAAUCUUGAGGACCUUAAGCGUGUUCUUGAAAAGCUUGUGGUUUCUAAUUUCCCUAUGAAGUCUGAUGAAUUUCCCCAGGGAACGCUGCGGUAUAAUAAUUAUGUGGACUGCAUGAAAAAGUUUCUAGAUGCAUUGGAAUUAUCUCAAAGUCCUCUGUUGUUCCAAUUAAUGACAGAAAUUCUUUGUCGGGAACAGCAGCAUGUUAUGGAAGAACUAUUUCAGUCCACAUUCAGAAGGAUUGCCAGUAGGAGUUCGUGUGUCACACAAUUAGCUCUUCUUGAAAGUGUAUACAGAAUGUUCCAGAGGGAUGACCUACUUUCAAAUACCACCCGCCAGGCAUUUGUAGAUCGUUCUCUCCUCACUCUGCUGUGGCAUUGUUCUCUGAGUGCUUUGAGAGAUUUUUUUAGCAAAAUCGUGGUGGAUGCCAUUGAUGUGUUGAAGUCCAGGUUUAUAAAGCUAAAUGAAUCUACUUUUGAUGCCCAAAUCACCAAGAAGAUGGGCUACUAUAAGAUGCUAGAUGUGAUGUAUUCUCGUCUUCCAAAAGAUGAUGUUCAUUCUAAGGAAUCAAAAAUCAAUCAAGUUUUCCAUGGCUCAACUGUUACUGAAGGAAGUGAACUUACAAAGUCACUUAUUAAAUCGUGCUAUGAUGCAUUUACAGAGAACAUGGCAGGGGAGAGUCAGCUGCUGGAGAGGAGAAGACUUUAUCAUUGUGCUGCAUACAAUUGUGCCAUUUCUCUUGUCCGCUGUGUCUUCAGUGAAUUAAAAUUCUACCAAGGUUUUCUGUUCAGUGAAAAACCAGAAAAGAACUUGCUUAUUUUUGAAAAUCUGAUAGACCUGAAUCGCUGCUAUACAUUUCCUGUAGAAGUUGAGGUCCCUAUGGAAAGAAAGAAAAGGUACAUUGAAAUUAGGAAAGAAGCCAGGGAAGCAGCAAGUGGGGACUCAGGACAUUUUCAGAAUGAUGGUCCUCAGUAUAUAUCUUCAUUGUCAUAUUUGGGAGACAGUAGCCUGAGUGAAGAAAUGAGCCAAUUUGAUUUCUCAACUGGAGUUCAGAGCUAUUCAUACAGUUCCCAAGACACCAAGUCUACCGCUGGUCACUUUCGGAGACGGGAUCGUCAGGAGCCCGUGGGCCAAGGUGAGCUCAUGGAGCUGGAGAUGGAUGAGCUCAACCAGCACGAGUGCAUGGCCCCCCUGACGGCCCUGGUCAAGCACAUGCAGAGGAGUCAGGUCACCCCCAGGGUGGAGGAGGGUUCAAUGCCAAGCAGUCUUCCUCCUUGGAUGAAAUUUCUUCAUGACAAACUAGCGAAUCCAUCAGUACCAUUAAAUAUUCGUCUCUUCUUAGCCAAACUCAUUAUUAAUUCCGAAGAAGUGUUUCGCCCUUAUGCAAAGCACUGGCUGAGCCCCUUGCUGCAACUGGUUGUUUCUGAAAGUAACGGAGGAGAAGGAAUUCACUACAUGGUGGUUGAGAUAGUGGUCACUGUUCUGUCCUGGACGGGCACAGCAGCUCCUGUGGGGGUCCCUAAAGAUGAGGUGUUAGCAAAUCGAUUGCUUUAUUUCCUAAUGAAACAUGUCUUCCAUCAAAAAAGAGCUGUGUUUAGACACAACCUUGAAAUUAUAAAAACUCUUGUUGAAUGCUGGAAGGACUGCUUAUCCAUCCCUUACAGGUUAAUAUUUGAAAAGUUUUCCAGUAAAGAUCCUAAUUCUAAAGACAAUUCUGUAGGAAUUCAAUUAUUAGGAAUUGUUAUUGCCAAUAACUUGGCUCCCUAUGACCCAAAAUGUGGCAUAGAGAGUGUAAGAUACUUUGAAGCUUUGGCCAAUAAUAUAGCUUUUGUAAAACAUAAGGAGGUAUAUGCAGCAGCAGCAGAAGUUCUGGGACUUAUUCUUCGCUAUGUUACUGAGAAAGGAAACGUAUCAGAGGAGUUCAUCUGUGAACUGGUUGUAAAACAGUUGAAGCAACAUCAGAAUAGAAUGGAGGACAAAUUCAUCGUGUGCUUGAACAAAGCUGCACAGCACUUCCCUCCUCUGGCUGACAGGUUUAUGAAUGCGGUGUUCUUCCUGCUGCCAAAAUUCCACGGUGUAAUGAAGACUCUGUGUCUGGAGGUGGUGCUUUGUCGUGCAGAGGAAAUAGCAGAUCUCUACUUGAAGCUAAAGAGCAAGGACUUCAAGCAAAUCAUGAGACAGAGAGAUGAUGAAAGACAAAAAGUGUGUUUGGACAUAAUUUAUAAGAUAAUGGUGAAAUUGAAACCAGUAGAACUUCGAGAACUUCUGAAUUCUGUUGUAGAAUUCAUUUCCCAUCCCUCUCCAACAUGUAGGGAACAAAUGUAUAAUAUUCUUAUGUGGAUUCAUGACAAUUACAGAGAUCCAGAAAGUCAAACAGAUCCUGACUCCCAGGAAAUAUUUAAGUUGGCAAAAGAUGUGUUGAUUCAAGGAUUGAUUGACAAGAACCUUGGGCUUCAAUUAAUUAUUCGAAAUUUCUGGAGUCAUGAAACUAGAUUACCGUCACAUACUUUGGACCGAUUGUUGGCACUAAAUUCGUUAUAUUCUCCUAAAAUAGAAAUGCACUUUUUAAGUUUAGCAACAGAUUUUCUGCUUGAAAUGACCAGCCUGAGCCCAGAUUAUCCAAACCCUGUGUUUGAGCAUCCGCUGUCAGAAUGCACAUUUCAGGAAUACACAAUUGAUUCUGACUGGCGUUUUCGAAGUACUGUUCUCACUCCAAUGUUUAUUGAGACUCAGGCUUCCCAAAGUGCCUUGCAGACCCGAACCCAAGAUGGCUUCCUCACAGCUCGAGGGCUCAUGGCUGGGCAAGUAAGGACCACCCAGCAGCAUUGGGACUUCACACCUACCCAAAACACAGAUGGAAGAAGCUCAUUUAAUUGGCUAACUGGAAGCAGCAUUGACCCGUUGGCAGAUUACGUGGUCUUGCCGUCGUCUGAUUCCCUGUCUUCCUCCUUGCUGUUUGUUCACAAGAGGAGGGAGAAAUCACCAAGAGCAUCCUCGAAGUCAGUAGGACCUAAUUUUGGGAAAAAGAGGCUAGGCCUUCCAGGGGAUGAGGUGGAUAACAGUGUUAAAGGCACAGAUGAGCAGGCAGAAAUAUUAAGAUUACGUAGACGAUUUUUAAAGGACCAAGGAAAGCUCAGUUUGAUGUAUGCCAGAAAAGGUGUUGCUGAACAGAAACGAGAGAUGGAGAUCAAAAGUGAGUUAAAAAUGAAGCAGGAUGCCCAAGUCAUUCUAUACAGAAGUUACCGCCACGGAGACCUUCCUGACAUUCAGAUUAAACACAGCAGCCUUAUCACGCCCUUGCAAGCUGUGGCCCAGAGAGAUCCAAUAAUUGCAAAACUGCUCUUUGGCAGCUUGUUUUCUGGAAUUCUAAAAGAGAUGGAUAAAUUUAAGACCAUGUCUGAAAAAAAUAGCAUUACUCAGAAGUUGCUCCAGGACUUCAAUCGUUUUCUUAAUACCACUGUGUUUUUCUUCCCGCCUUUUGUCUCUUGUAUCCAGGAAAUGAGUUGCCAACGCCCAGACUUGCUCGGCCUUGACCCGGCUUUGGUGAGUGCUGGCUGCCUGGCCAGCCUGCAGCAGCCUGUCGGCAUCCUGCUACUGGAGGAGGCUCUGCUCCACCUGGAGCCCCCAGAACCUCGCUCCAAACGGGCCCGGGGAGUGCCCCGCCCCUCUCUUGAAGUCCUCAGAUGGAUUGAGCUCGCAAAAUUGUAUAGAUCAAUUGGAGAGUAUGACGUCCUCCGUGGUAUUUUUAGCAGUGAAAUAGGAACAAAGCAAGUUACUAAGGAUGCGUUAUUAGCAGAAGCCAGAAAUGAUUAUUCUGAAGCCGCUAAGCAGUAUAAUGAGGCUCUCAAUAAGCAAGACUGGUUGGAUGGUGAGCCCACGGAAGCAGAAAAGGAUUUUUGGGAACUAGCUUCCCUGGACUGCUAUAACCACCUCACUGAGUGGAGAUCGCUGGCAUACUGCUCUACAGCCAGCGUGGACAGUAAGCACCCUCCAGAUCUAAAUAAAAUGUGGAGCGAGCCAUUUUAUCAGGAGACAUAUUUACCUUACAUGAUCCGCAGCAAGCUCAAGCUACUGCUUCACGGAGAAGACGACCAGUCCCUCCUGACGUUUGUUGACAACUCUGUGAGCAAGGAGCUCCAGAAAGUUCUCCUGGAGCUUCACUACAGUCAGGAAUUGAGUCUCCUUUACCUCCUACAAGACGACCUUGACAGAGCCAAGUAUUGUAUUGAAAAUGGCAUUCAGAUCUUUAUGCAGACUUAUUCCAGUAUUGAUGUCCUCUUACACAGAAGUAGACUUACCAAGUUGCAGUCUGUACAAGCUUUAACAGAAAUUCAGGAGUUUAUCAGCUUUAUAAGCAAACCAGGUAACUUAACAUCCCAAGUUCCCCUUAAGAGACUUCUAAAAACCUGGAUGAACAGAUACCCUGAUGCUAAAAUGGACCCAAUGAGCAUCUGGGAUGAUAUCAUCACAAAUCGAUGUUUCUUCCUCAGCAAAAUAGAGGAGAAACUUCGCUUUCUUCCAGAUGAUCAUAGUAUGAAAGUGGAUGGAGAUGGAGACUCCAGUGACGCUGUGGAAAUGCAAGAGCAGGGAGAAGAUAUUUAUUCUCUGAUUAAGAGCUGUAAGUUUUCCAUGAAAAUGAAGAUGAUAGAAAGUGCAAGAAAACAGAACAGCUUCUCACUUGCCUUGAAACUGUUGAAGCAGCUGCAUAAAGAGUCAAAAACGAGAGAAGACUGGCUGGUGAGAUGGGUGCAUAGCUACUGUCGAUUGAGCCACUGCCGCAGCCAGACUCAGCACCGUGCGGAGCAGAUUCUCACUGUGCUGAAAACCGUCUCGUUGUUGGAUGAGAACACAUCAAGCUACUUAAACAAAAAUAUUCUGGCUUUUCGUGAUCAGAACAUUCUCUUGGGUACCACUUACCAGAUCAUAGCUAGCGCCCUCAGCAGUGAGCCAACCUGCCUUGCCCAAAUCGAGGAAAGCAAGGUUAGAAGAAUCUUGGAGCUUUCUGGAUCCAGUUCAGAGGAUGCAGAAAAGGUGAUGGUGGGUCUGUAUGAGAAGGCAUUCCAUCUCCUUUCUAAAGCUGUGCAGACCGCUGAAGAGGGGACCCAGUCUUCCACCAAGCACUGUGCCCAUGUGGCUGGAGCGAUAGAUGCUUACAUGACUUUGGUAGAUUUCUGUGAUCAGGAGCUCCGUAAGAAGGAAGAGAAUGCGUCAGUUAUUGAUCCUAUAGAACUACAGACAUAUCCAGCACUUGUGGUGGAGAAAAUGUUGAAAGCUUUAAAAUUAAAUUCUACUGAAGCCAGGCUAAAAUUUCCCAGACUACUACAAAUUAUAGAACAGUAUCCAGAGGAGACCUUGAGCCUAAUGACAAAAGAGAUUUCUUCCAUUCCUUGCUGGCAGUUCAUCGGCUGGAUCAGCCACCUGGUGGCCUUACUGGACAAGGAGGAGGCCGUGGCUGUGCAGCACACCGUGGAGGAGAUCGCCGACAACUACCCACAGGCGAUCGUCUACCCCUUCAUGAUAAGCAGUGAGAGCUAUGCCUUCCAAGACACCUCUGCUGGUCAUAAGAACAAAGAGUUUGUGGCAAGGAUAAAAAGUAAGUUGGAUCAAGGAGGAGUGAUUCAAGAAUUCGUUAAUGCCCUAGAACAGCUCUCCAAUCCUGAAAUGCUCUUUAAGGAUUGGACCGAUGAUACCAAAGCUGAACUAGCAAAAAACCCUGUUAAUAAAAAAAGUAUUGAAAAAAUGUACGACAGAAUGUAUGCAGCCUUGGGAGACUCAAAGGUUCCAGGUCUUGGAGCUUUCAGAAGGAGGUUUGCUCAGGCCUUUGGAAAAGAAUUUGAUAAGCAUUUUGGGAAAGGAGGUUCCAAGCUACCCACGAUGAGGCUCAGCGACUUCAACAACAUCACUGCCUCGCUGCUUUCAAAAAUGAGCGAAGCAUCAACGACGCCCAGGAAUUUGAGCGAGUGCUCACCCUGGAUGAGCAACUUCAAAUCGGAAUUUUUGAGAAACGAGCUGGAGAUUCCUGGUCAGUAUGAUGGCAAAGGAAAGCCAUUGCCUGAAUACCACGCACGCAUCACUGGUUUUGAUGAACGGGUAAAAGUAAUGCCUUCUCUCAGAAAACCUAAGCGCAUCGUCAUCCGAGGGCAUGAUGAGCGAGAGUACCCUUUUCUCGUGAAGGGGGGAGAGGAUCUGCGGCAGGACCAGCGCAUCGAGCAGCUCUUUGAAGUCAUGAAUGUUGUUCUUUCCCGCAAUGCCGCCUGUAGUCAGAGAAACAUGCAGUUAAAGACUUACCAGGUCAUACCCAUGACCACCAGAUUAGGAUUAAUUGAAUGGAUUGAAAAUACUUUUACCUUGAAGGAACUUCUUUGCAAUAACAUGUCACAAGAUGAGAAAACACUUUACCUGAGUGAUCCCAAAGCACCAGUGUUUGAGUAUAGAGACUGGCUGACAAAGAUGUCUGGAAAACGUGAUGUUGGCGCUUACAUGCUAAUGUAUAAGGGAGCUAGUCGUACUGAAACCAUCACGUCUUUCAGAAAAAGAGAAAGUAGAGUGCCAGGCGAUCUCCUAAAGCGUGCUUUUGUGAAGAUGAGCACAGGCCCAGAGGCCUUCCUGGCACUUCGCUCCCACUUUGCUAGCUCUCACGCUCUGUUGUGCAUCAGCCACUGGAUUCUUGGGAUUGGAGACAGACAUCUGAACAAUUUCAUGGUGAAUAUGGAAACUGGUGGCGUGGUUGGAAUUGACUUUGGGCAUGCAUUUGGAUCAGCUACUCAGUUCCUGCCAGUCCCUGAGUUGAUGCCUUUUCGUCUAACUCGCCAAUUUACCAAUCUGAUGUUACCCAUGAAAGAAACAGGUCUGAUGUACAAUGUAAUGGUGCACGCACUGAGAGCCUUUCGCUCACACCCAGACCUACUCACUAACACCAUGGAUGUCUUUGUAAAGGACCCUUCCUUUGACUGGAAAAACUUUGAACAAAAAAUGCUGAAGAAAGGAGGAUCAUGGAUUCAAGAAGUAAACGUAACUGAAAAAAAUUGGUAUCCCCGGCAGAAAAUAAAUUAUGCUAAGAGAAAGUUAGCAGGUGCCAAUCCAGCAGUUAUUACUUGUGAUGAAUUACGUCUGGGCCAUGAGAAGGAACCUGUCUUUGGGGAUUAUAUGGCUGUGGCACGAGGAAGCAAAGAUCACAACAUUCGUGCUCAAGAGACAGAGAGUGGACUUUCAGAAGAAAUUCAAGUAAAGUGCUUAAUUGACCAGGCAACAGACCCCAAUAUCCUUGGCAGAACUUGGGGAGGAUGGGAGCCUUGGAUGUGAGGUCUGUGAGAGUCCACAGAUAGAAGCUAUUGUUUAAAGAAUCUCCCAAACCUUCAUGUACACCAAUCAAUGAGUUGGUUUUCCUGAAGCACUAAAGAUAAGUGUUUUCAGGUUUGAUUUUAGCUUUGUGUUGUUUUUCUUUUCUUCUAACAUUUAUAUUUGGAAACUUGUGUGUGAUUUGGGGCAAUAAAUGAUCAUAAGAAUAUGGAGCACUAAAGUUUUGUUUCUUAAAGGUCAACAUUAAAGUUAAAAAUCAGUGUAUACUAUUUUUAUGCAGUUUCAAGGGCAGAGUGUUCAUUUUACAAGAUAAUUUGUUAUAUUUCUUGCCAAAUUUAUUCUGAUAAAUACAAGUUGAAUGCAUUAUGACAUUAAAAGGAAACAUUUGUUUUUUUCAACAAGUGGCAUCUAUUCAACCAAGGAAAUUUCAUCCUUAAAGAAAAAUAAGUGAUCUUUUAUGUGAACACCCAGUAUACAUAUCCUAAAAUAUUUUUUCUAUAGCAUAAAAACAACCAAAGCAAGCCUACUUUGCAGUUGAGUUGAUUAUAUUUUCUCUAGCUACUAAUUAACCAUAAUUUUCCACUUGAGUUCUGACAAUGCAGGCUGUAUUCAUCAACUUGAUUUCCCCCAUUAUGGGAAACUUCAUUCUUUAAUGACUACUUUUUGUUCUUUAAUGACUACUUUUCAUAUAAAUGAAGCCCUGGUGGUGCUGUGGUUAAAGAACUUGACUGCUAAGCAGAAGGUCGGUAGUUCAAAUCCACCGGCCACUUCUUGGAAACCCUAUGGGGCAUUUCUGCUCUGUCGUAUAGGGUCACUAUGAGUUGGAAUCGACUUGAUAGCAACGGGUUUAGUUUGGUUUGGUUUUUUCAUAUAAAUAAGUUUUUUGUUAUAAAUUGUGUAUAUGAGUCCAGUAUCAAAGUUGUGUGCUUGAAAAUUCCAUCAUAGCUUAUGAAAAAGCAAUAAAAAAACUACUAUUGUAUACAGCAUUGAGAAGACAUUUGUACGGUUACUCUUAGAUGGUAAAUUGUCCUCACUACACACUUAACUGCAUGUCUGACUGGGGCCCAGACUUCAAUCCUAUGAUUUUGCCGAGUAAGGACUUUUGGUUUGGAAACUUGGAAUUAAAACAAGAUAACCUUAUUGAUUUUAAAUGUGAGGAAAUAUGAAGAAUAUUAAGAAUAUUUUUCUUAAUCAUUUUAUUAAAUUAUUAAGAUUUUAAUACAUUUCUUUAAGUAGAAGUCAGAUACAUUUUCAGAAAUGGAAUGGUACAAGACAAACAGGGAUUUUUUUCCCAGAAGUAGGACACAUAGAACCAUUCAAAGACAUGUGAAACUAUACACCCUAGGGAAAUAUAACAGUGUAUCUAGAGUACACUAUUAUUAACCCUAUCCACUAAGGAAGGUGAGACAGGCCUGAAAGAGAUGGGUGAAGCUUUAGGAAAACAUACAUUUUAUAUGCAACAUGUACUGUUGGAUAUAUUUAUG